Beta vulgaris subsp. vulgaris (sugar beet) is the source of this 1659-nucleotide messenger RNA. Its product is annotated as U-box domain-containing protein 8. Gene Ontology annotation, biological process: protein ubiquitination. Gene Ontology annotation, cellular component: cytoplasm; nucleus. The coding region runs from base 130 to 1287 and encodes 385 amino acids. The record is from RefSeq and is a predicted model, not a curated record. Lineage: Eukaryota; Viridiplantae; Streptophyta; Magnoliopsida; Caryophyllales; Amaranthaceae. Gene Ontology annotation, molecular function: ubiquitin-protein transferase activity. The transcript has a single exon.
UUAUAAUUUUCCUCUUUUCAAAUUUACUCCCCCAGGCCCCAAUAUUUGGUCCGUUCUUUUUGCUAAGAACAAGGUAUAGCUCUCUUUCACUACCAACUCUCUUUCUCUUUCUUUCUCUCUCUCCUCCCAAUGUCAGAAACCCACAAAACCCAAACCCCUCUCACUUCAAAAAUGGCGACAGAUCUUCCCGAAUAUUUCAAGUGCCCCAUCUCUUUAGAAAUCAUGUCUGACCCUGUUAUUCUCUCUUCUGGUCACACCUUCGAUCGCACCUCCAUCCUCAAAUGGUUAGACUCAGGCCACCGCACUUGUCCAAUUACCAAACUACCCCUCCCAGACCCUCCAUCCCUCAUCCCUAACCACGCCCUCCGCAGCCUCAUCUCCAAUUACGCCCCCACCUCCCCUACUCGCUCCCUCUCCGACUCUCACUCACUCUCCGACUCAGACUCACUCACUCAACUCACCUCCUUAAUCUCCACCCUCACUUCUCGGGCCUCCUCCCCAGCUCAACGCCUUGACUCCCUAGCCCGACUCACCUCCCUCUCCAAGUCCAACCCGGGCUUCCGGGCCCGACUCACCGAGUCUGGCGCAGUCUCCGCCGUCCUCCGUUGCGUAGGCCCGGAUAAUGACCCGGGACUGCAGGAGAGGUCUCUGUCUCUUCUCCUUAACCUUAGCCUUGACUCGGAUGAUAAUAAGGUUGGAUUGGUGGCUGAGGGUGCGGUGGCGAAGGUCGUCACAGCGCUGGUGGGACCUGCUGCUGCUGUGGCAGCAACGGUGCUCACCAGCUUGGCGGUUGUGGAGGUAAACAAGGCGACCAUUGGAGCCCACCCGGGGGCGAUACGUUCGCUUGUUUACCUCCUCCGCACGGGGAAGGGACGAGAGAGGAAAGAGGCCGCCACAGCUCUUUUUACUCUUUGUUGCUUCCCUGAGAAUAGACGGAGAACUGUUGACUGUGGGGGAGUUGUGAUUUUGAUUAGAAUGGCGAAAUCGGGACUCGAAAGAGCGGUGGAGGUGAUGGGGUUGUUGGCUAAGUGUAAAGAAGGAAGGGAGGAGAUGGUGAAGUGUAAUGGUGUUGUUGAGAUUUUGGUUGGUUUUGUGAAAAAUGGGAGCUCAAGAGGGAUUCAGUAUGGGUUAUUGACAUUGAAUUUGCUUUGUUGUUGUAGUGAUAAGGUUAAGAAAGAGGUCAAAAAUGAAGGGGUUUUAGAGAUUUGUUUGAGGUUAAUUCAAGAUGAUAAUGAUAAGAUUCAUAGGGUUGCUUCCAAUUUGGCUAAAGUUUUGCAAGAAAUUUAAACAAUAAAUUCGAGGUGAGCUACUUUCAAUUGGAAUUCUUGGGUGAAAAAAAUUUUACCCUUUCAGAUACUUUAUAUGUUUGUUUUGUUUUGAUAGUUCUUUUUGUUGUACAAAAGAAAAAAAAAAGAAUAGAAGUUUUUUUUUUUUUUUUUUGGUCGUUGUAUCAAUUCUCAAUGUAUAUAUAUUUUAAUAAACAAAUGGAAAGAAAGAAGGCUUCUUUAAAUUGUUGCAAUCUUUUUCUUAGUUUUCUCAUAGAAAAGUUUCAAUCUUUUUGUACAUGGUUUUCUGCAGAAGUUUCUUGAAUAUGGAAACCAUUUUCAGCAUCAUCACACCACUAAUUUAAUUAAAUUUUCUAAGAAUGGAAUUCAAGCA